AUGAGAUGCGCUCGGAAGAAAGAGGCAGAUCAUAAGGAUCGCGAAAUCACAACCAUGUUCAAGAGAUCAAAAGCAGCCAAAGGUCUGUAUAUGUAUCACGGUAUGGUUUCGGAGCAAAAUGAAAUUAUGCAUAUACUCAUCAUCUAUUCUGAAACUAGGAGCUCGAGAACGCUUCGCGUACAAGAAGACUUUCGCAUGAGCUCAGCUCGUGCCACUGUGUGCUACCAUCGUUCACCACCGAACAGAUCGUCCGCUUUCAUCAUAAAUGAUGGCCAGAACGUUCUCGCAGUAGAUAUCUCUGGCCAGAUGCAUAGGGUUCUGCCUAUUAUUGUACUGGAGAAUCGAAGAACUAUGGUUCAUCUCAUUGCUGAUGAUAAUCUCCUGAACGAACACUCUUUUGAUAUUCCUGCCUUUCCUAUGCUUAAAACACUGAGCCUUGAUGUGAACAGGGUUCGGGACGUGCCCACUCUUCUCUACAAUCUGCGCAGGUCUUGCCCCAACCUCACUUCUCUAAGCAUAAUAGGAAAUCCAGGUUGGACUGUUGUCUGCAACAGAUCACACCGACUCAACAAACAAUACAGGAAUGCUGCGCAAGACAUGCUACCUUUACUACAAUCACUAGACGCAAAAACAACUUUUAAAACACGCAGGAAAUCAAGCAUCUCCAGUGGUUCAACGAUCUCAUCCAUACUGACUUUGGCGACCAGAAAGAUGUGAACUUUGUGGUUUUGAUCUUGUACAUAGCUCUCCUCCUAAUAAAAUUGUAGAAAUGGAC
Molecule: messenger RNA, 775 nt
Organism: Cylicocyclus nassatus
Lineage: Eukaryota; Metazoa; Nematoda; Chromadorea; Rhabditida; Strongylidae
Source: the annotation of a GenBank genome assembly